UGUUUCUUUACUGGUGCAGCUGGUCAGUGAGGGGGGGGGGGUUUUCACACAGACUGCAGCAUCACCAUCACUCUGAACAGUCAUCAGAACAUCUCCAGCAGACAGAAACUAAACUGGAGCUGAGAGCACGUCUGGACAUCUGAGCGUUACACAGAGAACAACAACCUCCAUCUUUGAUCUGAUCCUAAAAACAAGAAGAUGGGUAAUGUGAACAGCAGUCUGGAGGAGGAGUGUAAAGAAAUGGAAGAUUUUUUGAAACGACUCAACGACGGAAAGGCUCCAGAUCUGAGAGUCAACACAACCAUUGUGAUGUUCACAGGUCUUAAGUCUUCAGACAAUCUGAGAGAACACUAUGACAAGAGGAAAAGGGAGGCGGGCGGCUCCGCUAAUGACUUGAUCAAACUGCAUGCUGCAGACUGGACCAAAAACCUGGCGGAUAAACUGGCCGACUUGGAGUCAACGCCUGCAUGGGCGGGGCUCGGAGCGCUGGUCAUCGCCGUCCUCAUCGACUUGGCUUCCUUGAGUCCGCCUGAGGAGAGCACGAAGGACGCUCUGCGGAGCGUGUUUGCCGAGGAGAAGGCCUCCGAGGUCUGGGAUCAGAUCGACGAGUGCCUGAAGAGAUGCAUGAUGCACAUCAACAACGACCACGAACUGGUGACUGACAUCAGACGGAUCGAGGGCCAGCUGAGCUUCGCCCUCACCAAGCUGAAGAACUCCAUGGUGAGGGACGGCCACAUGUCGUCUCAGGCUCUGAAGGCCUGGGUGAACGGGGCAGCCUUCCACAUCCAGAUGUUGAUUCACCUGGUGAGACUCAGAGGGAUUCAAACCUGCGACCCUGUGGAGAGUCUCCUCUCGACUUACCUGAGAGACCUGGACACGCUGUUCAUCAAGCACAGGGAAAUGGUCAAGGCUAAGUGCAGAGUGAGAACGAUUUCAUUACCUGAUUUGGAACUGCCUCUAAAAACUCUGGUGGAUGAUGAUUUAAAGUUAGAGUAUGACACGUCUAGUUUUGGCAGCUUUAACAAAUACUUUGAGGUUUAUUAUAAUAACAGAUACCACGGGCAGGCGUAUAACAUCAAGCGUUACUUCAGAGGCGUAAGAGACAACCUGCAGACGCUGGUUAAUCAAGAAGGAUACUUUAAGGUCUAAA
This is a messenger RNA of Sander lucioperca (pikeperch), 1150 nucleotides long. RefSeq lists its product as uncharacterized. The record is from RefSeq and is a predicted model, not a curated record. NCBI's taxonomy places the organism in Eukaryota, Metazoa, Chordata, Actinopteri, Perciformes, Percidae. Bases 199 to 1149 code for a protein of 316 amino acids. The transcript is spliced from 2 exons.